AGUUCGGUCUCAGCCCGAAUCUGUACUCUGAUGAUUGACCUAGACUCACGCGGUUGCGGCCAGCGCAUGGGGAGAUUUGUCCUGCCAUCAGGCGAUCCUUGCACCUGUACAGGGGUCAGACUGGGCAGUCAUUACUACCGCUACGCGCCUGAGAUGCAGGGACAGGAUCCACCGUUGUAUAUGGACAUGCUGCCGGAGGUGACUGCUGAGGUCUUCGGCCGUUGGUUCAACUGCACUGAGAGCAAACUGGAGGAGUCAACGCUCGGAGUCAUGACACCAGUUUUCAGUAACACCCCUGAGCCGUCGAUGCCGCCUGCAGAUUGUCAAGAGAUCUUGGAUGCUGGUCAGAACACAAGCGGAGUAUAUACCAUCCGGCACAAACGCCAGAAUAUGCAGGUCUACUGCCGCAUGGAGUCGGGGAAAGGAUACAUAGUGUUUCAGAGACGCCAGGACGGCUCGGUGAGCUUCAACCGAACCUGGCAGGAGUACGCCGAGGGAUUCGGGAAUCUGACCGGAGAGUUUUGGCUGGGCAACCAGAAGCUGCAUAGUCUGACUCGUAACUUGGGGUUGGAGCUGGUCAUCACCCUGAAGGCAUUCGAUGGGGAUGAAGCCCGUGUUCGUUAUGAGAUUUUCAACGUAUACUCAUCUGAGGGCAAUUACGUGCUUUAUUUCGAUGGCUUCAGUGAGGAGAGUGGAGAUGCAGGUAUACAGAAACCCCUUGUUUUCAUAAGCUUCACUUUGAGACUGCUCCUAUCUAACAUAGUAUGUAUUGCACUGUUGUUUAUAAUUGUAUACGAUAUAAUUCUGCAUUCGUUAUCCAUUAAUGUACUAUUACAAACAAGGUCUGACGAUCCUUCCUUUCUUAUGCACACAGGGGAUUCACUCCGGAUAGGUCCUUUCGAAUACAUAUACUUCUCAACUCCAGAUAAAGACCAUGACAACACCAAAGGUGAAAACUGCGCUGAGAAAUUCCACGGAGGCUGGUGGUACAUUCUCUGCGGUAGCUACAUCAAGAGCAACCUGAACGGCUUGUACUACACAAACGCAACAGUCGAUGAUUACAUGGGGAUACAAUGGGUUACCUGGAAGGGUAAAGCAGUCUCUCUUAAAGGGUGUGAAAUGAUGACACGACCCAAAUGCAAUUGGUCCAUAACGGAGCUGCCUGCAGAUUGUCAAGAGAUCUUGGAUGCUGGUCAGAGCACUAGCGGUGUGUAUACCAUCCAGCACGCAUGCCAGAAUAUGCAGGUCUACUGCCGCAUGGAGCCGGAGUCGGGGAAAGGAUACAUAGUGUUUCAGAGACGCCAGGACGGCUCGGUGCGCUUCAACCGAACCUGGCAGGAGUACGCCGAGGGAUUCGGGGAUCUGACCGGAGAGUUUUGGUUGGGCAACCAGAAGCUGCGUAGUCUGACUCGUAACAGGGAGUGGGAGCUGGUCAUCACACUGAGGGCAUUAGAUGGGGAUGAGGCCCGUGUUCGGUAUGAGGAAUUCAAGAUAUACUCAUCUGAGAGCAGUUACCGGCUUCUUGUCAGAGUCUUCAUUGCGGAGAGUGGAGAUGCAGGUACUUAAUACCCCGAACUUUCAGUAUCCUUCCCUUUAGGACCUCUCUCAUGAGUCUUGCACUGUUUU
Patiria miniata (bat star) is the source of this 1626-nucleotide messenger RNA. RefSeq names its product angiopoietin-related protein 2-like. The record is from RefSeq and is a predicted model, not a curated record. The transcript is spliced from 5 exons. Lineage: Eukaryota; Metazoa; Echinodermata; Asteroidea; Valvatida; Asterinidae. Bases 31 to 1566 code for a protein of 511 amino acids.